Durusdinium trenchii is the source of this 2227-nucleotide messenger RNA. The record is from the annotation of a GenBank genome assembly. NCBI's taxonomy places the organism in Eukaryota, Dinophyceae, Suessiales, Symbiodiniaceae.
CCAGUUUUGAGCUGCAAUCUUCUUUGUGCUGGAACAUGGAGGAAGAUUUUGAUGCCUCGCAGGGUGCUGACUUGCUUAGUUUGGCUCUUGGGCGACAGCCUGGUGCUUCGGACCUGGAUGACUUCAUAGAUUUUGAGGUCUAUUUCGAUGGCACUGCACACGCGGAGGCUGAGGGCCAAGUGGUGCCCUUUCUUCAAGCACAGCUUUGUGAGGUUUUCAGUCUACUUCUGAAGGACUUGGACCAGUACCUUUGGCAUCGAGAUCGAUUCAUCUUGGAGCUCUGUUUGGAAGAGGAACCGCAUCUAGCAGGGCACUUGCGGAUAGGUGAUGGCACAGAGGAUGAAUGGUUUGUGGUCCACCUGCUGCAGCAACUCACCUUCCUUCGGCCAGAUGUCGCGUGUCGUGUUCUGGACGCGGAUGGCGAGUUGCUCCUCAUCGAGGCCGCCUUAGCAGCACCUCGCUGGGUCUCGCCCAGCAAUGCGGAGAACCGCUGUUGGCUUCGCAAAGGCUUGCUUCACCUCUUGCCCCGUCCGGGCGCCGGUGAAGCACCGGAGCUGGGUCGGAAAGAGGGCCUUGCUCGCUUGCGGAAAGCUGGGGAGGAAUCUGUGGCCCGAGGCAAGAUGCAGAAGGCCAUCCAACAGCGGCUGGAAGGCUAUCCCAAGCGAGCUUUGGAGCUUUCACGGCACGUUGUUCGGGCAGUGAUGCCGAAGAAGGUCGCACGUUUGCUACUGGCGUUGCCACAGUUAAUCUCCGUGAUCUUGGACCACUUGCCCACGCCACCGUCGCGCGAACUUCUCAGACUGAGAAGAGAUUUGCCUGACCACCAGUCUGCCCUGCAUUUGGAUUGCGAAGCUUUGGGGGAAGAUGAGGACACUGUGCAGAUCGGAGUGCGUUUCACUCGGCUUCAGUAUGCUCGCCUCGUGAGUCUUCGCUGCCAAGUGCCGCAACGCUUCGCGCGGAAGCGCUGGAAGUCGCCAAAGGGUGUGAAGGAGCCCAGUGAGAAGGCCAUGCAGCUGGGAGCCAUGCUAUGUGCAGGUCUUGAAGCUGCCUACUUGCAGGGCACGCAGAGUGCCACAGCGGUCCUUCGCUGGCGGGAGGUGCCGGAUUCUCUUCCUUGGUUGUCUGACCCUGAUUUUCGCAAGCGCAUGAGCCCCGAGCUCUUGCAGUCCGCACAUUCACGCCGUGCCUAUGCACAGCAAGACAACCUUGGAGAGCACUUUCGAGAGGCUUUUCUCCGAGCAUAUCAUGAUCCAGCCCUUGAGGCCAUGAAUUUGGAGGCGCAUUGGAGGGACAGGGAUGACCCAGAAGACUGGCUCCAGGUCUCCCAGGAGGAUUUAGAUCAGGAGAUGAAGGUCCGACAAGCCGAGUUCGAUCACUUCGACCAGAAGCGAAGGCCACGCUCAGCAGCUAAAGAAGAGAAGGUGGCUCCUGAAGAGUUGCAACAAGAGGUUGCAGCGAUGGGAUCAAAGAUCGCAGAUCUCUUGAAAGGAUCCUCCAGCCUUGAUGGUAUGGAAGCCGAGAAAGCGCGCGGAGCCGCGGCAAGUACAGGGCCGGGCUCCGAAAGCGGUUCCGAGACGGAUUCCGAGGGCUCAGCUGAAGGGCUUGAUGUCCUUGGCAUGGAAGAAGAUCCCGAAGAGGCCAGUGAUGAUGAAGCUGAGGAAGGUGAGAGGAUGAAGGAUUACUUUUCUGAGCUAGAUGACCAACUAGAGACCAUCUUGGAUGGGGAGCUGGCUGCCGAGAGCGCAGAGGCAGACACAGCUGCGGGUAAGACAGGAAUGCCCCUGAGCUCCCGACAUGUCAAGGUUCAUGACUCUGAUGCGCUGGAGCUUGACAUGCAUGCCAUGGAGCAUGUUUUGGCCUCCUUCUGCUCUGAGCAUCAACUGGAGCCAGGGCCUGCCUCCUUGCUCUUGGGCGAGCUUGGUUUGGCUGGAGGUUCAGGCUGUUUGGACGACAUGGACUAGCCAGCUGAAGCUCCGGUGGCAACCACACGACAUCAGCGGCGCUCUUGUCAAAACUGUCGUCCUCACCUGUGGUCGUGCUGCCUUGCUGCAUCAUGCUUUUGCUGAGAACUGCUUUGAAACUGCUUCGUUUUUGGAUAGGAUUUAUAACCUGCUUGCAAGCAACUUCAAGUUGGACCCACAGAUCCCUGAGAGUUUGCACGGCUUCGCGGCAUGGAGACACGAUCAGACUUUGAUUGCUCAAAACCAUAGAGGCUUUAAGAAUGAUC